Messenger RNA from Eucalyptus grandis, 990 nucleotides. RefSeq names its product adenylate isopentenyltransferase. The record is from RefSeq and is a predicted model, not a curated record. Gene Ontology annotation, cellular component: mitochondrion. The transcript has a single exon. Gene Ontology annotation, biological process: cytokinin biosynthetic process; tRNA modification. Gene Ontology annotation, molecular function: AMP dimethylallyltransferase activity; tRNA dimethylallyltransferase activity. Lineage: Eukaryota; Viridiplantae; Streptophyta; Magnoliopsida; Myrtales; Myrtaceae. The coding region runs from base 1 to 990 and encodes 329 amino acids.
AUGGCCUCCUCCUGUGCAGCCGCCCACCGCCGCCUCCGCCCCCUCGUCAAGGUGUUCACCAUCGUGGGUGCCACCGGGUGCGGCAAGUCCCGCCUCUCCAUGGACCUCGCCUCCCGCUUCCCUUGCGAGGUCAUCAACUCUGACAAGAUGCAACUCUACCGGGGCCUCGACAUCACCACCAACAAGAUCCCCCUGGCCGAGCGCCACGGCGUCCCCCACCACCUCCUCAGCUCCUUCGACCCGAACGGUGCCGAGAUGACCCCGUCAGAGUUCCGCUCCCGCGGCCACGCAGCCAUCUCCGGCGUCGUCUCCGGCGGGAAGCUUCCCCUCGUCGUCGGCGGUUCCAACUCCUUCAUCCACGCUCUCCUGGUGGAGCGGUUCGAUCCGGAGGCUGAGGUUUUCAGCGGGCUCGGCUCGGCGGCGAGCCCCGAGCUGAGGUACGACUGUUGCUUUCUGUGGGUCGAUGUGUCGCCGCCCGUCCUGGAGGAGUACCAGUCGAAGCGCGUGGACAAAAUGCUCGACAUGGGCGCGUUCGAUGAGCUCGCCGGAUACUACGACCUGCGCCGGACCAACCCGGGGGGUUGGACCUGCCUGAGGAAGGCCAUAGGCGUGCCCGAGUUCGACCGUUAUUUUAUGACCUACCCGCCGCCGCGGGGGGUUGGCCCGGGGGACGGGUGGCGGCGGGAGGAUGCGAGGAUGCGGGAAGACGAUCCGGGGCGGGAGAGUGCAUACAAGGAGGCGGUGCGAAAGAUAAAGAAGAACGCGGCGGAGCUGGCGAAGUGGCAGAUUAUGAAGAUCGAGCGGCUGAGAGGGUGCGGGUGGGAGCUGCAUAGGCUGGACGCGACGGAGGCGGUCCGGCUGGCGAUGGCGGCCAAGGAGGAGGGUGGCGACCGGUCCCGGGACGUUUGGGAGAGUGAGGUCGUGGAGCCCAGCGUGAAAUUUGUGGAGAGUUUCUUGUGGAAGAAGCAGGUGGCGUGCUAUCGUUCUUGA